UUAUUUUUAUAUUUAUUUAUUAUCGCAAGUAUUUAUUUCCACUUUUAUUUAUUUAUUCUUGAAUUUAUUCUUACUUUUCUGUGUCUUGUAUGAUAAUUAGAUGGGUUGGUCUUGCCUACUAUUGGUUCAGCGUAGAUUGAAGUGUUUGAUCGAUUACUCUUUUGACUUGUUUUGGACUAACGUCACGUCACUCACUGAUCGUUUGCUUCGUGUAUAAGGUUUAUUUAUUGAUAAUUUUUGCAGGUUUAGUCCUCCAUAUUGGGGAGGGUCGUGAGAUUCAACCAAAUAGCAGUCUCUGAAAGUCCAUCACGACCAUCUUACAGGGAAAAAGAACAUAAACAAGAGUUCAACAGCAAACACUGCAUUUGAUUAAAUAAUCUCAACAUCAUUUUGUUUAUUGGUCUGAAGGUCCAAGUCUGGUCAUUAGAGCUACUCAGAGAUGUGGCAUGUGGCAGAAAACACAUUGUUUACUCUUGGUCCUGCCCAUAACAUUUGUCAGACUCAGGACACGGACUUCUGGCCCAGACAGUACUGAGUCAUCUAUUAAACAUUACUGCUAAAGAUUCAUUCUGAUCUGCUUUUUGGUUCAUUUCUGUUUGGUUCAAAGGAGCAAACAGUUGAUGACAGUAAAUAAAGUGUUUACUUAAUCACAUUCAGUAUGGGUAUUCAUAUAAUAUUCAAAAUAUCAAAAUACCAUGCAAGCUGGAUUCAGUAAGCACUCUGUUUUUUCUAAAACAGUCUGGGAUUCAAGAUGCCAAACUAGGUAUGAUGGUCUCAAAUCCCACUACUAAGGAAUACACACAAAAAUCCUGCUGACACUACUUGGUGCUAUAAACAGCAAGUUGAUAAAAGACCAAAAUCUUAUGAACCAUUAUAAAAACCUUUCGGUACCUUUCAGUCGAAAAAUACAAAAUCUACACUAACAAAUACAAAAACACCCAAUUCACAAGUUUAAUUAGCCUUUAAAGUUAUUGGGUGUGGCCAGAUUCCCCCUACACAGUAUCUCCCAAACGCAACAUCUAAUAUCCACAAACCCUGGCAGUACAUUCUGUAUGAACAGGAUGACAUUCUGAGGACAUGUGGCAAACAUCAUCAUUUAGCAGUAAUAGGGGGCAUAGUAAUAUUAUAUUCACAAGUAAAAGUAAUAUUCACAAAAUUGUAACAAUCAUGACAUGUAGCUACUACCAAGAAAACUGUUUAGAAAUGUGGCUAUUGUGGUUAAUUUGUCAAAAUGAUUACAGAAUCUAUAUUGGAAACAUGACAAGUCAAUGAAUUUAAACACAAAAAGUAUGCCUUCAUCUUCAGACAUUAUUAUGAUAUUUCAUGAAAGUGUAUUCCCUUUAGCAGGGACAUUCUUGCAUAAAGAUGAGUAUGAAUGUAUGAAUAUGGACAGCGUGAACACUGGCUUGUGGCCAGUAUUUUUACACUUGUUUCUUCUACAUUAUGUAUCAAUACUGGUAUCCAAAGAAACUUACAGUGCAUUCGAGCUACAGUAUACCUUUUAUGAAUUCAUGUUUUACAUGGGAUUCAAACCUUUGACCUUGGCAUAUGCAAGCACCCUGCUCUAACAGUUGAGCAAGAAAGCUAAACUGGUUUUUCUAACACAGGCUUUAGCCUAUGUUAACCUACAUGGGAUCAAACAGAUUUAAAGGUUAGGGUGAGAGUCGUGACGCAUGGCUUUGUUUCUGCUGAUGAAUCCUGAGUGACAGCUGCCUCAUUCUGUCACUGCUUUCAACAUUCUCUGCUUGGCCUCAGCCUGAACUAACCUGUGCAACCUCAUGCUGUUGUUCAUUUAUGGCAGUUAGGUUUUUUCAGUUGAAUGCAUGAUAUAGGCUAACUUGGAGUAUAACUUUAAAUUUCAUCUGUGUAUUUACAUACUCAAUAAUGUGUCAUUGAGUUUGCUGCUGCACAGCUGUACAGAGAUCAGUCCUGUGCUCUCAUUGGGUUACUCCUGUGACAGUAAAGUUUGUAAUAGCAGAGUGAUAGGCGUGCCCUGACUCUCAAGAGAAACCCUCACUAGCCUAUUGCCAUACUGCUGUCACACUACACCACCAUACUCAACCACUGUCUGCAUGAACACAGAGAGAGAGCGCAAACCCUAGCAGUGUCUCGUCUGACUGUAUUGCUCUUAUUUGAUGCGGUGAUCAAACAUGCGUCUCAUGUCUAUGGCAUAUCUGGUGCAUUUCAAUUCCGUCUGUAACGUUUAGGAUCAACAGCGCACGUUUCUGUUUAUUCGCAAAACUGCACGAUGGCUGAAGAGGACAGCUGGAUCAGUGGUGUUUCAGACUGUAAGUUUAGCGUGUUAAACUGGGAGCAGGUCCAGCGUCUGGACGUCAUCCUGAACGAGAGCAUCCCGAUCCAUGGCCGCGGAAACUUCCCCACGCUGCAGAUGAAUCCGCGGCAGAUCGUGACAGCGGUGUGUAGUCGCAUGCGGGAUCAGCCCAUCCAUUUCCGGGACGUGCGGCUCAACGGAUCCGCCGCCAGCCACGUACUGUACGAAGACAGCGGGCUCGGUUAUAAAGACCUGGACCUCAUAUUCUGCGCGGACCUGAAGGGAGAGAACGAGUUUCAGAUGGUCAAGAAUAUUGUUCUAGACUGUCUUUUUGCCUUUUUACCCGAGGGGGUCAAUAAGGAGAAAAUUACCCCACUGACUCUGAAGGAAGCAUAUGUACAGAAGAUGGUGAAGGUGUGUAAUGAUUCAGACCGCUGGAGUCUGAUCUCCCUCUCCAACAACAGGGGCAAAAACGUAGAGCUAAAGUUUGUGGAUUCCUUGCGUCGACAGUUCGAGUUCAGCGUUGACUCUUUCCAGAUAAAGCUAGACUCUCUGCUUCUUUUCUACGAGUGCUCAGAGAACCUGAUGGCCAAGACCUUUCAUCCCACCAUAAUUGGUGAGAGCGUGUACGGAGACUUUGCUGCUGCCUUGGACCACCUGCGCAACAAGGUGAUCUGCACGAGAAACCCAGAGGAGAUCCGGGGAGGAGGUCUCCUGAAGUACUGCCACCUUCUGGUAAGAGGUUUCCGAGCCGCUUCGGAGUCAGAGAUGAAGUCUCUCCAGCGCUACAUGUGUUCUCGCUUCUUCAUUGACUUUUCGGACAUCAGUGAGCAGCAGUGGAAACUGGAGUCGUACCUCCAGAACCACUUUGUAGGACUGGAGGACCACAAGUAUGAUUAUCUUAUGACAUUGCAUGGAGUGGUGAAUGAAAGUACAGUGUGUCUGAUGGGACACGAGAGGCGUCAGGCGCUAGGGUUGAUUGCAAUGUUGGCAGUCCGCGUGCUGGCCGAGCAGAACGUCAUACCCAAUGUGGCAAACGUCACCUGCUACUACCAGCCUGCCCCCUAUGUAGCAGACAUUAACUUUAGCAAUUAUUACAUUGCCCAGGUUCAGCCCGUAUUUACCUGCCAUCAGCAAUCCUUCUCUUCGUGGUUACCUUGCAACUGAGCGUGUGGAGGAAGCAAAAGAUAUUGUCUUCUCAUUUUGAGGUGAAUCAUUGCAUUGUCAUAAAUGAUCUGGGGUCAAUGUAAAUCCAACUCUGGCAAGGUUUGUCGAUGAUGGGUCAGCCGUUAACGACAGCCUUUCCAACAGAACUUUCAAAAGGCUGCCUUUGCAUUGCCUUGCCUAUAACGCUUGGCUGAUUGUGUAGCUUUAAACAGUUGUGAAGCAACAGGCCACAUUUCUAAUGGCUGACACUGAUAAUCUUACAUUAAAUCUCUGUGUCAGAUGCAUUAAAGAGGAAGUGUUGGCUUUCUCAUCUCAGUCCGAAUGGUACCAGAUGUGUUGCAAAUUACAAAGUGUCUAGAUCCUUUCAGUAUAAAUGAGGGGAAAAGUCAGAAAACACAACAGAUACAGUUUUUUACAAACCAAAGAUUUAGAGAUUGUAUUUUUAUAUGCAGAUUUAUUUGUACAUGUGAAUGCAUUCUAAGUGCCUGAUGUUUGAUGCAGUACAGUGAGUUAAUAAAAAACAAUUGUGAUAC
Messenger RNA from Triplophysa rosa, 3972 nucleotides. RefSeq names its product terminal nucleotidyltransferase 5Aa (gene tent5aa). Bases 2249 to 3439 code for a protein of 396 amino acids. The record is from RefSeq and is a predicted model, not a curated record. The transcript has 2 exons. Lineage: Eukaryota; Metazoa; Chordata; Actinopteri; Cypriniformes; Nemacheilidae. Gene Ontology annotation, biological process: mRNA stabilization. Gene Ontology annotation, molecular function: poly(A) RNA polymerase activity; RNA binding.